AUGGAUUUAACAAAUAGAAGCUAUAAUUCGAAUUACAACUUAAAAAAUAAGCUAGACCAAAAUAGUAUAAGAAACUUGAUGACCCAUUAAAAGAAUAUAUUUGAUGCUUAAUAGAUGUGCAUUAAUAUCUUUAAAAAUAUGGCACCAAGGGAUUCAUUUAUGAAAGUUGGUUUUGAUUAGAAUUCUAAAUUAUUUUGGGUAAUUUAAAAUGACAGUAACACAAUCUCAUUUUUUGAAUACUUAGAAGAAAAUAUUCCUAAUUUACCAAAUUGCGAAUUCAAAGUUUCAAACAUAAAGGACCCAGAGCAUAUAAAGAUAAUAUAAAUGGAUAACAAAAGAUAGAAUUAUGCUUUGAUAUUUGAUGAUAAGUAGUGCUACUUAUACCCACUUUUCAAUAAAAAUUAUUCAACUUAAAGAUUCACCAUAGUUGAAAAUAAAUCAGAUGAACGCAUUGUUUAAGUUGGUGAAGUACUUCAGAUUUUAUCACUUUAUGUAGUGUUUUUGAUAACUAAUUAUGGGAAUAUAUAUUUUGUUCAAGUUUGCAAGCAAUCCUUAACUCUCACCAGCAAGAAAAUCUCUCAUCCAAAUCAAACAUUAUUUGGGAAAAUAAAAUCUUUUAUUAGUAUUGGUUCCCAAUAGACUGAUGAAAAUGCUAAAGUAAGGUGUAUUUAUUCAUAGAGAUUGCAUACUGGGUGCUUCCUAGAAAUGUGCUACUUUUUUAAUGGAAGAAUAUCCUUUAGUAGUCUGAACCUUGAUUACUUUUAAGGAGAGAUGAGAAUUCAGAAUCAGAAAGAAAUAUACUCUGGUGCUAUAAAUGACAUUAUAAUAAAUCAUGAAAAAUUUAGCCAAACUUUAACAUAAUAGCAACAAUAGCAAUUAGAUAAAAACAAAUUCUCUUUAAUUGAUUUGCAGUUUUAAUAUGUAGAAGAUGAGCUAACUGUUAAUUGCUUAACUUCUUUACAAUUUCUUAACAGUGAGCAAGUGCUUGUGUUGUAUGAAAUAAAACUAAAAAACUAAGGAACUGAGACUACUUCUACAAUUUUGAAGGAGUUUAAUUCAUAAAAUUUGUAAGCUUUUAAUGGUAAAUUGUAUGAUCCUUCUAAAAAAUUAAAUUUGCUUUAUUACGUAGCCUUCAGUUAAGAAACCUAGCAAUUUGGAUCAUUGGUCAGAAAAGGAUAAGAAUUGAUCCAUGAUUAACUAUAUGUUGAUGAUCAAAUAAAUGGAAUAGGAGGAAUAUCUAAAGGUCUUAAUACUAUUGGCAUAUAUUUAAUUAGUUCAAAUGAAGGACUUAAAGAAAUCAAUUAGAUAAUGAACACUGAUGAGGCUGAUAUUUACAAUUUGAAAAACGAAAUCUUGGAAGAAAAAAGAAUAUAAGAAUAAAAUAAUUACAUAGUGCCUGCUGGAUGCAAUCCUGAUAACUUUUUCAACUUGCUUAGUAUUUUUCAACAAAAUAUAAAAAUUGAAGAGAAAAUAAAAUAACUCAAUGUCUACCUGAAGAAAACAAAUCCGAAUACAGUGUUGUAGACUUUGUAUUUAAUUAUUUAAGAGAUGAAAAAGGAAAAGACACGUAAUAUUGUAUUAGCAGUAAGCUGUAAAGAGAACGAUAGAAGAAAAUCAAAUUAAAAAUUUAACUAAGAAGAGAUGUUUAGUAUUGAUAAUGAUAUUAUUCUCUAUGAAAUUAAUAAAAAACUUCAAAAGAUUUAUCAUUUUAAAUAAUUUGUUGAAAAUUCAGAUUUAAGAUCAUUAAAUUAGUUUCCUAGAAUUAUAAAUGCAUGCAUUGAUUCCAUAGUCAAAGCAUCCAUCGCUUUGCAAAUUCGUUAACUCUAAAUUUCAGGAAAUUUUAGACUUGAAUUCUUUGAAGAGAUUUUUGAAGCUGCUUUAACUAAUAAGAUUAUUUAAGACGACGAUUAACAAAAGUCUAUUGACAGAUUAUACAUUAAUCUUGAUAAUAUUGAGUUCAUUUUUACAAUUUUAAAUGAUAUUUUGAUUAAUUCUAUUUUAAAAUCAAACUCUUAUUAGGAUGAUAUCAAGGCCUACUAUGAGAUUUGGAACAAGUCUAUUAAUGUCAUACUAGAAGAUCGCUAAUAAUUAGAAUUAAACAGACUUGAAUUAAUAUAAGAAUAAGGAAUUAUGGAAGAUAUUAAUUAAGAAUAAAAUGCUGGUGGUAUUGAGAAUAUUCUAGUAAAUUAAGCAAUAAUUUUUAUAGAAAAAUCUCUAAGACUUUUGAAUGCAUCUCAGAAUACAUUAGGAUAUUAGUUGGAAACUUAGCUUUAAAACAUCUGCGAUUUUUGUAUUAAGGAAACCGUUUCUAUGAAUAAGUACUAAGUUAAAGAUAAAAUUUUAUAGCUGCUCAUCGAAUAUCAACUGCUUGAUAUCGCAUUUACUUUGUGUUUAAAUAAUAAUUUAAAAGAUGAUUUGUAUUUAAUAUAUUUUAACUUUAAUUCUGGACUUCAGUAAUUAAAAGAAUAUCUAAAAUCUAACUAAAACGAAGUAAGUGGUUUUAUUGCUAAAUUUAUAGAAUAUGAAAAACAUAAUUACAGCUUACCAAAUAAAUAUGAAGAAAUAUCAAAUUUUAGAUUAUUUAGCGAUUUUUAAGAGUUUAAUGAUGAUAUAGCCUCCCUAUUAUCUCAGUAUUUCCCUAAUUUAUACGUUCUAUUUUAAUUGUAAAAUAGACCUAUCGUUAAUCUUAAUAAUAUUCCCUAUUCAGAAUCUUUACCAUAAAAUCCUUUUGAUCAAUCUUGUCUAUUUCUUUUUAGAGCUUUACAAAGAAAUAUAGAUUAUUUGAAAGAAAGUUAAAAUCCUUUAUAACUACCAGACAAUGAUAGUAGAUAAUCCUAAUAUAUUAGAAAGUUAGAAUUAUUGAAAAAGUACUAAUUAGUAUAAUUUGAUUAUUUAAAUUUGCUAAAUGCUAUUUAAAAUGAUAAAAAGAAAACUUUACUUGAUAAAAUAAAUGAUGUAGUAGAAGCUUUUAAUUUAGAAGCAAGCAGUGAGUAGUCUUAAUUUGAUAAUUUUAAGCUUACAGAAUUUGCCUAUAUUGCUAUCCUUCUCCUUUACUCAGGAUUUAAUGUGCAAUCAAAAGAAUAUACUUUUAUCAUACAAUCUUUGAAAGAAAUCAUAAUGGUGUUUAACAUCAUUCCAAAUCAAUUCUUUUAGUAUAUGAGCGAACAUAACAAAAUCAACAAUGUAAGCAGAGAGUUGAGAGUUAAAAUAUUUGAGGAUAUAGUUAAAAGUAUAUAAUAAUCAUAAAUUUGA
Messenger RNA from Tetrahymena thermophila SB210, 3252 nucleotides. RefSeq names its product AAA family ATPase. NCBI's taxonomy places the organism in Eukaryota, Ciliophora, Oligohymenophorea, Hymenostomatida, Tetrahymenidae. The record is from RefSeq and is a predicted model, not a curated record. The transcript has 16 exons.